AUGGUAGUGGUGGUGGUGACGGUAGUGGCGACGGUGGUAGUGGUGGUGGUGGCGGCGGUAGUGGUGGUGGGUGAUGAUAUUGGUGAAGGCAACGAUAGUGGUGGUUGUGGUGGUAGAGGUGGCGGCGAUGGUGGUAAUAGUGGUGGCAGAGCGAUGGUAGUUGGUAAUGGUAGUGGUAGCGGCGGUGCUGGUAGUGGUAGCAGUGGUGACGGUGGUGGCGGUGAUGGUGGCGAUGUUAGUGGUGGUUUUCAUGUCGGCGGAGGUGGUGGCGAGUGA
This is a messenger RNA of Lactuca sativa (garden lettuce), 276 nucleotides long. The record is from RefSeq and is a predicted model, not a curated record. Lineage: Eukaryota; Viridiplantae; Streptophyta; Magnoliopsida; Asterales; Asteraceae.